Molecule: messenger RNA, 1785 nt
Organism: Diaporthe amygdali
Lineage: Eukaryota; Fungi; Ascomycota; Sordariomycetes; Diaporthales; Diaporthaceae
Product: MFS transporter
Exons: 3
Coding region: 1-1785 (594 amino acids)
Biological process (GO): transmembrane transport
Molecular function (GO): transmembrane transporter activity
Source: RefSeq, a predicted model, not a curated record
AUGUCUUCCAAUGGACCGAAGCUCCCAGUAAAGCAGCUCGCGAUUCUGGCCGUCGCCAGGUUCGCGGAGCCGCUGGCCUUGACGUCGGUCUUCCCCUACUUACCAGAGAUGAUCAAGAGUUUCGGUGUACAAGAUAACAAUGUUGCAAGAUGGGCCGGCCUCGUAGGCUCAACGUUCUCGAUAUCACAAAGCGCUUUCGCAGUGCCUUGGGGGCGAUUAUCAGACAAGAUUGGCCGCAAACCGACUAUAAUAACGGGGCUCGUCUCCACCAUGAUUUGCUUCAUAAUAUGGGGGACGGCCUCCAGUCUCGCUAUGGCUGUCGCCGUACGUUUUAUUAUGGGUGCUGGUAACGGAAAUGUUGGUAUUAUACGCACUAUGGUCGCUGAGAUGGUUCCUCAGAAGGAACUCCAGCCGCGCGCGUUCUCGCUGAUGCCUCUGGUCUGGAGUAUAGGCUCCGUUUUCGGGCCAUCCUUUGGAGGUUUCUUCGCACGACCUGCAGAACAGUACCCAGGACUCUUCGGCGAUAGCUGGCUGUUCAACAAGUACCCCUUCCUGCUGCCCAACCUUGUGGCUUGUGCCUUCUUCUUUGUCUCCGUUGUUGUGGCAGUGUUGUUCCUCCAUGAGACUUUAGAGACGAAGCGGCAUGAGAGGGACUGGGGCCUAAUACUCGGAGAAAAGAUCUCGCAGCCCUUCAGGACCAGGCCCCGCCACAAGCACCAACACCAGCAUCAACGUCACCACCGACCCUCCUUCGUGGAUGCCGAGGCAUCGGCGCCUCUGCUGCCCAAAUCAGGUGUCGUUCUCAAGAAGAAAUCCAUGGCCCCACCGCCAACAAUGAAGGAGAUCUUCACGCCGCAAGUCACCAUGAACAUUAUCGCGUACACAGUCCUGGCCCUGCACUCGGUAGCCUUCGACCAGGUGCUCCCAGUCUUCCUGAACUACCCACGCCAAGUCCCAGACAGUGAGAAUACGCACCUGCCGUUCCACUUCUCGGGCGGCUUCGGGCUCAACUCGAACAAGAUCGGCACCAUCUUCACCAUCUACGGACUCGCGUGCGGCGUGAUCCAGUUCUUCCUCUUCCCGCCGGUGUGCUCGCGCUACGGCGCGCUGACGUGCUUCAAGGCCGGCACGGUCCUCUUCCCCAUCGUCUACGUGCUGAUCCCCUACACGGCGCUGAUCCAGGACGCCAGCCUGCAGUUCGCGGCGCUCAUGUUUCUGCUGCUCAUCAAGGGCUUCGCCGUCAUCGUCGGCUUCCCCUGCAUCACCAUCCUGCUGACCAACUCGGCGCCGUCGGUCCGCAUCCUCGGCACGCUCAACGGCUUCGCGACCACCUUCUCCGGCCUCGGCAGGGCCGUCGGCCCUACCAUGACCGGUGCCACGUUCAGCUGGGGCGUCAAGAGGGGCUAUGUGAUCCCGGCCUGGUGGCUCCUCGCCGCGGUUGCCGUGCUGCAGGCCAUCCCCGCGUGGCUGAUCGUCGAGGGCGAGGGCCCCAGCCGCGAGGAGGACACGGACGACGAGUCGGCGCUGCUGGACGAGGCGGGUGAUGUUGAUGACCAGCCCGCCAACCGUGCUAUCAUCGCGGGCGACGUCACAGACCUGGUCGGGACGCGGGAGGACGUCGUGAUCCCCGACCCGGACGACGAGGACGACGAGGACCUGCCGCCGCUGACAAGGGUCAACUCGCGGGCUUCGAAGGGCAGUGCUGGCUAUGGCACUAUGAAUGGUUCGGCGCCUGGGACGCGGCUUCGAAGGGUGUCCGAGACAGGUAAGGACCUGGGCACGUAA